AUGGAAGGCAAAUCAUUAUCCUUUUCUGUUAGCUAGAAAUAUAUGGAUAUUUUAGUGUUAAUCUUUUUUGAUUAAGGAUUGCUUUAGGAUUAUCGUAGUUUAAAGUUAUGGUGAAGAUUUUUAAUGAUGAAUUUAUUUGAUGGAAAGAAGCUGAAGAACUUUUAAAAGAAAAUUUUUUAAAGGGUUCUUAAAUUGAUUGUUUGUGAUGCUAGUGAAAAUGGUUGUAAUUUCUGAAAAGGGCAUUAUUGGAUCUAUUUGUUUGAAGAUGAAAUUCUUCUCCAUUUCCAUCCUUUUAUAUUAUUUUUGUUGUCGAGGUGGAGCAUUGACGUAACUGAUAAAGUUACUAUCAUGUGAUUAGAAGGUUACCGCAGAUAGUAAAAGCAAUCAUUUACAAAAAUUGAAGGAAAUUUGCUUCAAUGAAUUUCUUUUAUUUUCUAUAAUUGAAAGGAAAAAAAUGAGAAUAAAUAUGGUGGAAAAUAAGAGUAUGAAGAUGGUGGAAGGAAAAGGUGAUAGUGGAUUGGAAAAUUAAAAAAAAUGUUGAAUUUUUUGAAAUAAUACUAUAAAAUAAAUUAAUUAAUAUGAUGCGUAAUAGAAAAUUUGAUGUGGAUAAAGACGUUCCAUUCAUGUCAGAAUGUCGCAGGAGCUUGCACACGAGGUGAAGAGUGCUUAAAAUCAUUUGAUUGAAUAUGUGCCAUGUGCUUAAAUGAAACUUUAAAAAGUAUAAGGAUUGAAAUGAUAAAAUGAAACAAAUACAAGAAGCUUUCGAACUAUUCUUUCUUUAUUUUAUUAUUUUUUAACUUCUAACUCACUUAUAUAUUGUUCCUAUUUGUCCCCUCUUUUUCCUUCUUUUCCAUAAACCCCCCAUCUUCUUCCUAACUCCAUAUAACACAACACACAGUACAACAAACUCUUACACAAAUAAUAAUGGCAUCAGAAUUUGAGAAGAACAGUACCAAUAUGUAUGUAGAACAAUCACCACAAGGACUAGAAAAUGGACAAGUUCAGAAAAAUGUUGAUGAUGAUGGGCGUGAGAAAAGAACAGGGACGGUGCUGACGGCAAGUGCACAUAUUAUAACAGCUGUGAUAGGGUCAGGGGUACUAUCACUUGCAUGGGCAAUGGCUCAGCUAGGGUGGGUGGCUGGUAUUGUUAUUCUCUUCCUCUUUUCUUUCAUCACUUAUUUCACUUCAACGUUGCUCGCCGAUUGUUAUCGCUCUCCUGGCCCUGUCGCCGGCAAGAGAAACUAUAGUUACAUGGAGGUUGUCCGCUCUCACUUAGGAGGAAUUAAGGUGCAACUAUGUGGAAUAUCCCAAUAUGGUAACCUAGUGGGAAUUACCAUUGGAUACACAAUUACUGCCUCAAUCAGUAUGGUGGCAGUAGUAAGGUCAAACUGUUUCCACAAGAAGGGGCACCAAGCUAAUUGCACAGUAUCCAAUUACCCAUAUAUGGCUGUUUUUGCUGUGCUACAAAUAAUACUAAGCCAAAUACCAAAUUUCCAUAAGCUAUCAUGGCUAUCAAUUCUUGCAGCAGUUAUGUCUUUUGCUUACUCUCUUAUUGGGCUUGGACUUUCCAUAGCCAAAGUUGCAGGUGUAGGGCAUCAUGUAAAGACAAGCCUAACUGGGACAAAAGCAAGGGUGGACGUGUCAGAAGCACAGAAAGUUUGGAGAGGUUUACAAGCUAUUGGAGAUAUUGCCUUUGCUUAUGCUUUUGCCACCAUUCUCAUUGAAAUACAGGACACAUUGAGAUCACCACCAGCAGAGAACAAAGCAAUGAAAAGAGCAUCACUUGUUGGAGUUUUUACCACAACUUUAUUUUAUGUGUUAUGUGGUACCAUAGGCUAUGCAGCCUUUGGUAACAAUGCUCCUGGGAAUUUCCUCACUGGAUUUGGUUUCUAUGAACCUUUUUGGCUAAUCGAUAUUGCUAACGUUUGCAUCGCCAUCCACCUGAUCGGAGCUUACCAGGUUUUCUGCCAACCAAUAUAUGGUUUUGUGGAGGGUCGUUGUAAUGAAAAAUGGCCCAACAGCAAAUUCAUAACCACCCAACAUGCCAUAAACAUCCCAUGGUUUGGUGUUUACAAUGCUAACUAUUUCAGGAUGUUGUGGAGGACAGCAUAUGUUAUAGUAACAGCAGUAAUUGCUAUGAUAUUCCCAUUCUUCAAUGCAAUCUUGGGAUUAAUUGGGGCAGCUUCUUUUUAUCCAUUAACUGUUUAUUUCCCUAUAGAAAUGCACAUUGCUCAGAAGAAAAUUCCAAAAUUUUCUUUCACUUGGAUAUGGUUGCAAAUAUUGAGUUGGGCUUGCUUGAUUGUAUCACUUGUUGCUGCUACUGGAUCCAUAGAAGGCCUUAUACAAGAUGUCAAGGAAUAUAAGCCCUUUAAACCUCAAGAACAUGAAUGAGUUUGAAGUAUAAGUUUUUGAUGAUCAUAACUAUGUAUGUAGUAGUAGCAAUAGUAAUAUUUUCAUCAAUAAGUUUGUUGAAAUUCAAUGGUUAUAUGUAACUCCUACAAAUUUUGUACUACAAAUGUUUUACGAAUUCUACAUGCACUGACAAAA
This is a messenger RNA of Capsicum annuum, 2547 nucleotides long. RefSeq names its product amino acid permease 6. The transcript is spliced from 7 exons. The record is from RefSeq and is a predicted model, not a curated record. Gene Ontology annotation, cellular component: plasma membrane. Lineage: Eukaryota; Viridiplantae; Streptophyta; Magnoliopsida; Solanales; Solanaceae. Bases 925 to 2391 code for a protein of 488 amino acids.